This is a messenger RNA of Penicillium maclennaniae, 1899 nucleotides long. RefSeq lists its product as uncharacterized. Gene Ontology annotation, molecular function: protein binding. The transcript is spliced from 3 exons. Lineage: Eukaryota; Fungi; Ascomycota; Eurotiomycetes; Eurotiales; Aspergillaceae. Gene Ontology annotation, biological process: protein polyubiquitination. The coding region runs from base 1 to 1899 and encodes 632 amino acids. The record is from RefSeq and is a predicted model, not a curated record.
AUGGACAAGCUGCCGGUAGAGAUCCUGACCAAAAUCAUCGACUUUCUUACCCCUCGUGAGAAGGUACCACUACAAUUGGUCUCUAAGAAGAUCUUUGACCUCGCCCGCGAUAAUAAUCUUUGGAAACUUCAUUGUUAUGAGGAGUCGUGGGCUGCUUUGCGGGCCUCCCGUCCCGCGGGCCGGAACUCGGAGAGCCUGCUUACGAAUGAGACUGCGUUCCUGAGCAGCCUGGGACAGACCUCGUUACGCGAUCUGAUUCAACCCCCUGCUCCACAGCCUGACUCUGGUGGUCAGGAUUCUCGUGGACUGCCCUUGAGCGAGAGAGCGAGAGCAGCGGCCGAGUGGGACUCGUCAGCAGAGGGAGAACACGUGGACUGGUACUCGGAAUAUAUCGCUCGUCAUGGGCCUCUUUCUUUUUCAUGGGUACAGCAACCGCUGCACGCAAAAAGCGAAGGUCGCAAGCGCCAGCCCUAUGAAAUUAAGGGCAUGGGACUGUUGAAAGACUGGAGUUCCGCGCGAGAAAACAAGAUCAUUGCUCCACUUGACGAUGGCAGCGUCUGUAUUUGGGACUUGAACCAUUCUCACUCCUCUGAUUCACAAUCUGGUAAAGGUAGAAUCCUUGGGACGAGCGAGCCGGGUGUUCUCAUGAAGGAUCUCUCUGGGCGAAGAGAGCACUCGCCUUCAAAAUCUUCCCUAGAUUUUAUUAAUCUCGGCGAGGGUGUGAGUGUAGACUCAUUCCGGCGGCGGGCGUAUCUUGCCAUUGGAAAUGUCCUCAAUGAGGUCGAUUUGGAGACUUUGCGGGUUAUCUCGCAACAACGCUACCCUUGGUCCAUCUUUGCGCUGUCUCAAGAGACUGAUUAUUCAGUUCCACUAACGCUAGCAACCACACUUAGCCUACAGAUACAUGACUCUAGAUUAUCGGCCGCGGAAGAGGAGGAGGCUAUCAGUUUACGAUGCGAGAAGAACUCGGCGCCGUUGGUUCCAGAGCUAGAUAUAUUCCCGCACUACGACUCGCCACAACUACAGUUGCAACCGAAUGGUCUGCCGCCUCGUCGACUUCGCAGCCCAGGUCCUGAGCAAGAGAACUAUGCGCCGCUAUUCCAGCCUGGUCCCCUCUCUAUAUUACAUCCGCCAGCCCCACACGUGAACACCAUUUUGCUGGCCGAGCACCGUUCAUUCUGGCGGUCGACUGUGCGGUCUUGCAUCUGCUCCCGGGCCCCGCUUCCCGUGUUCUCCGACUCUGUCUACCCAGAUUCCCAUUCCAUUGUGGCGUGCGGCGAAUACAACGGCAGAGGCUCUUUGGAGCUUUACAAUCUUCGGUCCUCGUCUAAGGAAACCGACAACAGCAAUCUAUCAGACAGAUCGUCACAGUUGACCCCAAUGUAUAAAAACCGGCAAAGUGCGGCUAGUUCCAAGCUGUUGUCAGUGGCAUCACACGGUAAUCGCCUUGUCUACUCUGACUCCGAGGGCAAUAUCAAAUGGGUGGAGCGAAACGGCCGAGCAGAAGUACGACGAUGGAACAUCAAUACUUCACAACCAUAUGAUCCAUCCCCGCCGCGUGGUCUCUGGCCAAGCUCUGGGCUCCAAAAUCAGAACAACGAGGUUGCACGAAAAGUUCUUCCUACCGGAGGCAACCUUUCCGGGGACGAGUUACUGAUCUGGACGGGUGAGCGCAUUGGGCGCAUCAGGUUCUCCGUUCCCGAAGAUCGUUACCUCGACGAGAUCGAUGAAGACGACUGGUUCAUGCAUGCAGAAGUCGACGAGGAGACACGAGAAGCUAUGCGAAAGAAACACCGCGACGAGUGGGAGAAGGAGAAAAGAUAUGAAAAGACCAUGCGGCAAGCCUUGGAGAGACAGGCAGAUGAGGUGCGUUGGAUGGGGACGGACGGUAUGAGCUGA